AUGGCACAAUUUCUUCAGUCUGCUGCGUGUAACAUUCGUGUACCUCACGCUUCUGACCGCGUCUAUCGUGAUGAAUGUGUCUUUUCGUUUGAUUCUCCUCUAUCUCCUUCUGGUCUGUACACGAACUUGCACUCCUUUCUAUCGUUCGGAGCUCCGUGUCUCUUUUUCGAUCGCAAUGGAACGGCUAAUCACGUUGUUUAUCUGCAUCAGCAACACCAGCGCAAGUCCAAGACAGUCCGUUCACUGCAACCGAAAGAAAACCCCACAGAGCUUGCAAUUGGUGGUUCUGGUGGCUUUGUAGCUAACGUAGAAGAGAAAUUCGAGCUUGAAAAGACGUUUUCCAUUGUCGUAUUGGAUCCAGAGCAACAGGAACUUGUACGGGUGUCUCUAGAUGCUCCAGAACUACCAGUAAAGAUUAAAAAAGUAGCUGAAGCUGUGCUAAACCAUGUAGGGAGUACAGUUACAGAGGAGGUAGCGUCCUGGCAGGAAGAACUUAAGCUCACCAAGUACGCGGAACAGCUAGAACAGGUGCCGUCGCCGCCGUAUAUUGCGUCAAACCCUUCAACGUGGAAAUGCCAAGCCCCUGAUUGUGACAAACAAGAAAACCUAUGGCUUAAUCUUUCAGAUGGUUAUAUUGGAUGUGGUCGUCAGAACUGGGAUGGAUCAGGAGGAUGUGGAGCUGCCUUGACGCACUUUACUGAGACGGGGGAGAAGUACCCAUUGGCCGUCAAGCUAGGCACAAUCACGGCAGAAGGAGGAGAUGUAUACAGCUAUUCACAAGACGAAAAUGAUAUGGUCAAGAACCCGCACUUGGCCAAACAUUUACAACAUUUUGGCAUCAAUGUUAACAAUCUGUGCAAAACGGACAAGUCGAUGAAUGAACUGCAAGUGGGACUAAAUCUGUCGUAUGAGUUUGAUGCUGUGACGGAGGCUGGCAAGAAACUUGUACCUGUGUCCGGAGCAGGGUACAUGGGAUUUAAGAAUUUGGGGAAUAGUUGCUACAUGAACUCGGUGCUGCAGCUACUAUUGGCGUUACCCGAGGUUCAGGAACGGUAUUUCAAGGACACAAACAAAAUUUUUUCCACCGUAAACCAGAUGUCGACGCUACCAGUGGAUGAUUUUGCCGCACAGUUUGCCAAGCUCGCGAAUGCAGCUCUUACGGAUCGCUACAAGAAGCAGUUUUUAGUGUCGAAUAACGACAACAAGGAAGCUGAGGAGGAUGACAUGCACAAUAUUGAUCUACGACCUAUUACGUUCCGUGGCCUUGUGGGUAAAGGCCACCCAGAUUUUUCUACUGGGCAACAGCAAGAUGCUGUGGAGUAUUUGCAGCAUCUGAUGGACUUCAUGACUCGAGCUGAGCGUGUUAGUGCGGACCGAUUAAGGCCGCUCCUUUCUGGAGACAAUUCUACUAGUGUAGAGCUACCGACAGCAAGCUUAUUCAAGUUUAAGCUAGAAGACCGCGUGCAGUGUAUGACUUCACAGAAAGUGAAAUACGUGCUGCGUGACGACAUGCUUCUGCAAUUGCAGAUUCCCCUUGAGGCAGCCACGAACGCCACGCAGGUGACUGCUUAUCAAGUGCUCGAACAAAAGCGCCAACGCCUGGGCGACAAUGAAAAGUCUGGGAAAAGUGAAAAUAAGGAUAGUGAAGAACGUGUGGUGCCUAACGUUCCAUUCGAAGCGUGCGUUGAAAAGACGUUGGCUCCCGAGAUUAUUGAAGAUUUCUUGUCUACAGCCACAGGCAAGAAGGGACAAGCGCAGAAGACAGUCCGCUUUCGCUCAUUUCCGCGUUAUUUGCUUGUGCAAAUGAGACGUUUUUACGUGGCUGAAGAUUGGACGCCAAAGAAACUUGAAGUUGAGGUAAAGGUGCCCGAAAAGUUUUCACUUAGCCGGUUUGUGUCCAAGGGUCUCGUGGAUGGUGAGGAAGAGCUGCCAGAAAAAUCCGUAGCUACCGUAACGAAAGAGAGUGCUGCUGGCGCCCAGGUAGAUGCUGCAGACGAAGUCCUUGUGGCUCAGCUGGUUUCCAUGGGUUUUUCCGAAAAUGACUGCAAGCGUGCAGCGAUUGCGACUGGCAACGCCAAUGCGGAAGCUGCUAUGGAGUGGAUCUUCAGUCAUAUGGCAGAUCCCGAUUUUAAUGACCCGCCUACGCCAGCGAGUUCUACGCCCAUAGUGAAGGACGAGUCCGUCAAUUUGGAACUCGUGUCCAAUCUGAUGGCAAUGGGCUUUGCAGAGCCUCAUGCCAAGUGUGCGCUCAAGCAAACAGACAACAACCCCGACCGUGCCGCUGAGUGGUUGUUUAGUCGCAUGGACGAUUUGAAUGGUGCUGUCGCUCAAUGCGAUAACGAGUCUACGCUACCAGUAGUAGCCUCAAGUGGUGCUGUACCAUUCGUGAAACGUUUGGAUAGCGAGACUGUUGGCGACUACUCACUGGUAGGAUUUAUCAGCCACGUUGGCAAGAACACUAACUCUGGGCAUUACGUUUGCCACAUGAAGAAGGACGGCCGGUGGGUUAUCUUCAACGAUGACAAGGUGGCUGUAUCAGAGGAACCACCGCUGGGUGCUGGGUACCUUUACUUGUUUCGUCGCACUGACCACUAA
Messenger RNA from Peronospora belbahrii, 2595 nucleotides. The record is from the annotation of a GenBank genome assembly. Lineage: Eukaryota; Oomycota; Peronosporomycetes; Peronosporales; Peronosporaceae.